Molecule: messenger RNA, 1215 nt
Organism: Rhododendron vialii
Lineage: Eukaryota; Viridiplantae; Streptophyta; Magnoliopsida; Ericales; Ericaceae
Product: polyubiquitin 3
Exons: 2
Coding region: 128-1048 (306 amino acids)
Biological process (GO): modification-dependent protein catabolic process; protein ubiquitination
Cellular component (GO): nucleus; cytoplasm
Molecular function (GO): protein tag activity; ubiquitin protein ligase binding
Source: RefSeq, a predicted model, not a curated record
AAAUACUCCCCCAUCCCCCCUUCUUCUCUUCGCAUUGCAAUCCAGCAAAUCUCUCUCUCUCUCUCUCUCUCCCCCCCACCACAAAAAUACCAUCUCGGAUUAUUUCUCUCUCUUCCCCAACCCAAAGAUGCAGAUCUUCGUGAAAACCCUAACCGGAAAAACCAUCACCCUCGAGGUGGAAAGCUCCGACACCAUCGACAACGUUAAGGCCAAGAUCCAAGACAAGGAAGGGAUCCCCCCAGACCAGCAGCGUCUGAUCUUCGCCGGGAAACAGCUCGAGGACGGUCGGACCCUGGCCGACUACAACAUCCAGAAGGAGUCCACCCUCCACCUCGUCCUCCGCCUCCGCGGCGGCAUGCAGAUCUUUGUCAAAACCCUCACUGGGAAGACGAUCACCCUCGAGGUUGAAAGCUCGGACACGAUCGACAACGUCAAGGCCAAGAUCCAAGACAAGGAAGGGAUCCCCCCAGACCAGCAGCGCCUGAUCUUCGCUGGGAAGCAGCUCGAGGACGGCCGGACCCUGGCUGACUACAACAUCCAGAAGGAGUCCACCCUCCACCUCGUCCUCCGCCUCCGCGGCGGCAUGCAGAUUUUUGUCAAAACCCUCACCGGGAAGACGAUCACCCUCGAGGUCGAAAGCUCGGACACGAUCGACAACGUCAAGGCCAAGAUCCAGGACAAGGAGGGGAUCCCGCCGGACCAGCAGAGGCUGAUCUUCGCUGGGAAGCAGCUUGAGGACGGCCGGACCCUGGCCGACUACAAUAUCCAGAAAGAGUCCACCCUCCACCUUGUUCUGCGCCUCCGCGGUGGCAUGCAGAUAUUCGUGAAGACGCUCACAGGGAAGACCAUUACGCUCGAGGUUGAGUCCUCGGACACGAUCGACAAUGUGAAGGCCAAAAUUCAGGACAAGGAGGGGAUCCCGCCGGACCAGCAGAGGCUGAUCUUCGCCGGAAAGCAGUUGGAGGACGGGCGGACUUUGGCGGAUUACAAUAUCCAGAAGGAGUCGACGCUUCACCUGGUGCUGAGGCUGCGUGGUGGUUGUUUUUGAAGUAUUGUGCGUGGUGGUGGUGGUGGUGGUGGGGUGAUUAUGUAUGUGGUUUUUUUAUUUUUAAAGAAUUGUGUGUUUUGGAAGUCUUAAUGAUGAUGUGGGUUGGGCCUUGAAAAGGGCGUUUAUGAUUAUGAUAAUAAACUUUGGUUUGAUUUGGGUUUGUUUAA